Molecule: messenger RNA, 1181 nt
Organism: Cyprinus carpio (common carp)
Lineage: Eukaryota; Metazoa; Chordata; Actinopteri; Cypriniformes; Cyprinidae
Product: membrane-spanning 4-domains subfamily A member 4A-like
Exons: 8
Coding region: 77-853 (258 amino acids)
Cellular component (GO): membrane
Source: RefSeq, a predicted model, not a curated record
UGACUACGCAGCAAAGUGACUCUAUACAGAGCAAACUGAAGAGAGUUUCUGGUCAAUAUCAGAUUUGGAAGCAAGAAUGUCCCAAACAGUUUUACCCGUGAACUCUUCAACACUCAUCAUCCAGAUUCAACCACCAACACAAACAACACCAGCUGGGACUGUGACAAAUGCUCCUGCGCCUGUUUAUGUCCAACAGAUCGCAGGAGUUUCUCCUAAUGGACUUCAGGCAUUUCUGAAAAGCCAACCAAAAACCCUUGGGACUGUCCAGGUAAUGAUUGGUUUGCUGACUUUCAUGCUUGGGAUCGUGUCUACAGUUCAUGCGGAUUCCACGAUUGUCUUUUUUGGUAUUCCUUACUGGGGAUCACUUAUCUACAUUAUUGCAGGUUCACUCUGCAUUGCUGCCGAAAACAAACUUAAUUCACCCUCCGGUUUGUGUUUGGUGAGAGGUUCACUUGGAAUGAACAUUUUCAGUGCUAUAACUGCAGGUUUUGCAGUUAUUAUAAUUUCGGUUGAUUUGGCUAUUCAACAAUUGAACUACAGUUACUGCAGUGAUUAUAAGUGUUUUGAUUUGGAGGAAAGGUAUAAGACCCUCUUCUCGGGAAUCGGUAGUGUUUCACUGAUAUUUGCCUUGCUUGAGUUUAUCAUCUCCAUCUAUCUAUCAUCUUUUGCCUGUAAAGCCACUUCCUGCUGUUAUCCACAGAUGCCGUAUUUUGCACAAGGUUUACCUCCACUGUCCUGUGAUUUUAGGCCCUGUCAUUACCAUGAACCUAAGAGCCCAGAGAUAUCUGUGAUCAGCAACCCGUCCAUGAAUCACCAACCUGCAGAAAUUCCUCCACAAUACAAUGAAAUAUAAAUAAAUAUGAAUAGUAAAAAGGGGUCAGUCACGUGAUCCUGCAGUUGUGUGUGCUGCUUUUGUGGGACAAAAGGCUCCCUGUCCCUUACUACUAAUGUACUGUCAUUAGAAAAGAGAAGAAGCACAGAAGAAAUCACUUGAUCAGAUUACAGAUUUUUUUUAACACACGUGUAAAUUAUAACUAUUCAAGACACUAAUAAAUACUGUUUCCUGAUUUUCUUUCUUUAGUUAAGUCAAAGUUGCCUUAUCAUCAGUGAAACUGGAUAGAUUGUUUUGAACAAGUAAUAGACAAUACUGUAAUACUUUAGGAAUAAAAUAUACUGAAUAA